AUGACUGCGGACUCCCGUGACGCCGCCCCUCGCCAAAGCCGACAUACUGCUUUAGAAAUAUUUCGUGCGGGCCCGCUCGGAAGGCGCGAACGCAGCCCUACACACCGCAGAAAGGGCGGGACGGCAGAAACUUUUUCGUCCAAUGAUGCCGGCGGCUACGUGAAGUUGAUACUUUACGACUAUCUCCCUCAUUUACACGAGAAAAGUGUAUCCGUGAAAGAAACAGAAAACAUCGAGAUAAUACCAAUGUUUUUAAGUAGAAAAUUCCUUAGUGUAGGUGCCGUAAUGUGUUCACUUUAUCAGAUUUACGUUGAAAGCUCGCUGUUAGCUUUCGAGGGCGCCACGUCUCGUUAUUCGUUCUCGCUUAACGGUUUAGUUUUAAGAUAA
Messenger RNA from Parnassius apollo (apollo), 387 nucleotides. Lineage: Eukaryota; Metazoa; Arthropoda; Insecta; Lepidoptera; Papilionidae. The record is from the annotation of a GenBank genome assembly.